CUUUUGGCAGACUGGUUUUACAGCAGACUCGUAACCAUCUUUUAUUACUGCGGCGACGUCAGGACAUCAACGCCAUGUCUCUAAAAGUUUGGAAGUACGUACUCAUCAUUCUCAUCUUGCUCGGAAUCAUCUUCCUGCUCCACAAGUUUACCAUUGGGAAGAACUGGAAGACUAAUGUAGUGUCACCACCGUACGACGACCGGAAAUGGAAUUGGUCAUCGAAUCUCUCUGAAAGCCUCCCAACAUUUCACCACUAUCGCACCUUCUGUCCCCAUCUGGGCAAGCCUUCAUCACCUGAGGAAGAGCUGGAGGAACGUAGCCUGUUGAACUCUAUCACCUGGCCCCAACUGCCCUCUGGGUUAGCACUCAACUUCCUUCAGACGAGUGACCCGGCCCACAGCCUGUUUACAAUCGUAACCUCCAAAAUCAAGCCGAGUUGGUACGUGGGCGACCAGCUAGAAGUGCGGGUCCAACUGCGCGACUUCAAGGGCCGACCCAAGCGCUAUGGCGGCGAUUUGCUGUUGGCCAAGUUGCAUUCCCCAAAGUACAGGGCAGGUGUGGCUGGGCAAGUGUUGGACCAUAAGAACGGACUUUAUUCCGUUCUAUUCCCGCUGCUCUGGGAGGGCUCGGCUAAGGUUAACAUCAUGAUGGUACACUCAAGCGAGGCCAUCGCUGUGUUAUGGCGGCUGAGGGAGAACCGGCCCGAUCGGGUGUACUUCUCCAGUUUCUUUCGCCGAGGCAAUCAUUCUGAGAAGAUGAUGUGCAACAUGUGCCUGCCGCCAGACAAGGGGCCAUUGUGCAACUAUACGGACCUUCACACUGGUGAACCUUGGUUUUGCUACAAGCCCACAAUGCUCAGCUGUGAGACCAGAAUCAACCACCUCACGGGAGCCUACACCCAAGGCCUCAUUACCAAAAAGGAAGCUUUACUCUUUCAGAGUGGCAAGAAUGUGAAAGUUACCAUCCAGGCGUCCAAAACUGACACUAUCAACGUGCUCCCUCCUAAGAAAGAAAACGUCAGUCAAAAACCGGAUCCCGUGAAGCUGGCGACAUCUGGGUACUACUAUCAGGGCUUGUGGAGGCCAUUGGGCGCUUUUUCCAUGCAUCAGUUUCACAACGCAUCUGCCAUUACUCAGUGUUUGACUAACAAGUUGGUCUACAUGUAUGGUGACUCCACUCUGUGGCAGUGGUUCGAUUAUCUUGUCAGUGUCCUUCCAAUUAAGUGAUUUCACUUGAAGAGAGUCAACCUGGAGAAUCAAAAAACAUCAGGGCCCUCCAUGGCAGUGGACAGCACCCACAACAUUCUGGUCCAGUACCGCUUCCAUGGCACACCCGUUCGAACCCCGCCAGUCUUGAUCAGCGAUUUGCACUACAUUGCGAACGAGUUGGAUGGUGUGACUGGUGGUCACAACACAGUGGUGACAAUUGGCAUCUGGGCUCACUUUUCCACCUUCCCCGUGGAGGUGUAUAUAAACCGCCUUAGGCAUAUCCGUAAAGCGGUGGUACGACUCCUAGACCGGGCGCCGAAGACGCUGGUGGUGGUCCGCACCGCCAACCCUCAGGCUCUAGAGCAGAAAAUCAGCUUGUACAAAAGUGACUGGUUGACACUCCAGCAGGACAUCGUGCUUCGCACCAUGUUCAAGGGUCUAAAUGUUUUUCUGGUGGACGCCUGGCAGAUGUGCUUGGCGCACCAUGAACCUCACAACCUGCACCCUCCGAGGGUUAUUGUCAAGACCAUGGUAGACAUGAUGUUGUCCUACAUUUGACAAGAUGGGAGCAGGAACAAUGUAUGAAGUGAAUACAGUGGUGCCUCUACUUACAAACCUUUUGAGAUACGAACAGGAGUUUUGAUUGAUUGAACAUUUAUUGAUAAAAAAUCUGUAUCCCCUGCUGCAGGAGCGCGCACGCUUUGAGUGAAAGGCGGAAGACAGUACCAUCUUGAUUUCAGUAAAAUUAUGACAAACACACUUUUGUGUUUGUCAAGUUCAAUUUAUAGAACCUAGGUUGCGUUUUAUUUUUUUUGAGUUCUCGCUCACGUUCUGCGCCAGGUGCGUUCAAGACCACUCAUACAGUCAUAAAACUUAUUAAUUGUUCUAAAACAUUAAUGACGAGUACAUGAGCACAUUGCAGGGAGUACGUGGAAGCAUUUAGCAAUUAUUUAUUAGCCUGACCUUUUCUGUAUCUUGUUGGGGGUAUUUUUAGCAAGUGUAGAAAAGGAGAACAGGUUCCCCCUUCCCCAAGCAAAGUUAGGAUGUCAAGAAUGAAGUGAAAUAAUUUUUUUGUUGUAAAGAUAUAAAAAAGCAAAAG
Molecule: messenger RNA, 2307 nt
Organism: Syngnathus acus (greater pipefish)
Lineage: Eukaryota; Metazoa; Chordata; Actinopteri; Syngnathiformes; Syngnathidae
Product: NXPE family member 3-like
Exons: 5
Source: RefSeq, a predicted model, not a curated record